UAUGAAUUUGACAUUUAUUGGACUAUUAUCGUUGCAAAUCGGCAACUGUCCGGUUCUGAUUUGCCCGGACAAUCGACGUUCUCCUGUAUACAGUUUAAUAAAAAAAAAACAACUAAUAGACCGUACAACUCACUAAGAUUAAAGUAGCAUGAAUGAUGUACAGAUUACAACGGACAUUUCUUGUUUUAUUUAAUCAAUUUCAACAUUUUUCCAAAGAUGGAUAUUAACCAUGUAUAUCCACACACACACAUGAUGCAUGAUCAUAUAGCAAAGCAAUUAUAUAGUUUAGUUUAGUUUCAAAGUUUCAAUCAUAUAUAUGUUAAAAAUUAAAUUGUUAUUUUAAAAGAAAUUUGGACCCUAUAUGGUCUUUCAGGUGAAUCGUAAAUGUAGAACAUAUAUAUGGUCUUUUGUUGUUAGGAUUUUAGUUUUGUUAAGUGAAAAUCGAGCCUAAAUAUUAUUAAUUAUGUACCAAGCGACGGAAUUUUAUUCAACACAUAAUUAUCAUUUGUUACUAUAAUAAUCGUUAUUUGGUUACUCUAUAGUCAUAUUACUCAUUCAUGAUCGUGGAAAACAUAUAAAUAUAAACAUAUAAAGUUUGAGGUAGCAAAUAUCUUUAUAUUUCAAAACUGUGUUUCAGUAUACGUUAAGUUUGUUUUCUUCUCUGCUACCUAUAGUCACUGCUUUGCUUGUGUAAUAUUGCAUGUAAUUUUUGUUAUUAUCUUUGAUUAGAAGAGCAAUCAUAAAGCUUAUCUCACGGCUCGUGUCACUACUAUAUUGCAUAACUCUUUGCUUUUCAUACUAACUGCAUGUAAUCAGUACGUCAGCGUUGAGUUGAAGACCUACGUACGACGUUAUCAGCAGUCAGUUCCCUUCAUAUUUAAUACACCUCUUAUUGCAUAUUAUAUAUAUAUUGUCAAAUUAUUAAAUUAAUAAACAGGUGGUCCCCGAGAUGCACGAUAUCUCUUAUACGCGGAUUUGGAGAUUCGCGGUUUGCUAAUUUUGGGGCCCUUUCCGUUUUAAGUUCGUAGGCUGAAAUUUCAGAAUGUCAGCAGAAUGUUUGGAUUGUAUAGCAGUUUUCGAGCAGCUAUCUAAGGCGGUAUGAAAAACGAGCGAGACAUGGAACGCUCUAAAAACAAAAAUAAUAAACUGUGCAAGAAAUAUACUCCCACCACGUCGUGGCAACACCAAAUCUGGCUGGUUCGACGAUGAAUGCAGACAAGUGACCGAACGUAAGAAUACUGUAUACCGAGCAAUCAAGCAACGGCAUAGAACGCGGGCAUGCGCAGAGGAAUACACGGCUCACCGCUCCAAUAAGCAUGCUUUGGAAGAGCAAAACAUGCGGGAACUCGAGCAAACCAGAGAGGUGUAUGGACCGCCACGAAAGUUUUACCAAGCGAUAGCAGGUCACCGAAACAACGUUGUACCUAAGGUAACCUGCUGUCGCAACAAGGAUGGAGAUCUGGUUAGUAACCAGCCAGAGGUCCUCUCGCGGUGGGCUCAGUACUUUGAUGAAUUACUGAAUGACCAGUUUAGCGAACAGCUAGAGGCGCCACUAGCAGAUAGUGUCAUGCUACUGCCACCUAGCAUAAAAGAAACACGAAAGGCUAUCGUCGGCUGAAAAAUAACAAGGCACCCGGAACCGACGGAAUUGCAGCUGAACUGGUCAAGAAUGGAGGUGCACGACUAGUAAACGAGAUUCAUCAAAUCGUUACUGAGGUGUGGGAUAGCGAAUCGCUGCCCUGUGAUUGGAAUCUCGGCAUCAUCUACCCCAUGUACAAGAAGGGAGACAGGUUGGACUGCAACAACUACAGGGGUGUUGAAUACCGUCUAUAUUUCUAUUCUCCCUGAUCCAUCACGAUCGCCUUGUCCCACACGACGAAGAAAUAGUCGGAAACUAUCAAAGAGGAUUCCGAAACGGAAAAUCAACCACUGAUCAGAUCACUAUGCGGCAGAUCUUGGAGAAGAUGGCUGAAUACAAAAACGACACAUACCAUCUCUUCAUUGACUUCAAAGCCGCAUAUGAUAGCAUAGCCAGGGUAAAACUGUAUGACGCUAUGAGCUCUUUUGGAAUCCCGGCCAAACUGAUAAGGCUAGUUAGAAUGACUAUGACCAACGUCACUUGCCAGGUGAGGGUGGAUGGAAAACUCUCAGGACCUUUUGCUACCACUGCGCCAGGGGGACGGGCUUGCUUGUCUCCUAUUCAACCUGGCGCUAGAGAGGGCCAUUCGUGACUCGAGGGUGGAGACUACGGGAACCAUCUUCUAUAAGUCAACCCAGAUCCUGGCAUACGCUGAUGAUAUAGACAUCAUUGGUCUGCGGCUCUCCUAUGAAGCAGAAGCCUACCAAGGGAUCGAGCAGGCGGCAGAGAACCUCGGAUUGCAGAUAAACGAGGCAAAGACCAAACUAAUGGUGGCAACAUCAGCGGGCCUACCAAUAAAUAAUCAGAAUCUACGUAGGCGUGACGUGCAGAUAGGUGAACGCACUUUUGAAGUCGUCCCAGAAUUCACCUAUCUUGGGUCAAAGGUCAGCAACGACAAUAGCAUGGAAGCUGAGUUGCGCGCAAGGAUGCUGGCUGCCAACCGGUUUUUCUACAGCCUGAAAAAGCAGUUCUCCUUAAAGAACCUGUCGCGACAGACGAAGCUGGGACUAUAUAGUACCUAUAUAGUUCCGGUACUCACAUACGCCUCUGAGACAUGGACACUGUCCAAAUCUGAUGAAACCCUCUUAGCCGCGUUCGAGAGGAAGAUGCUCAGAAGGAUACUUGGCCCCGUAUGUGUGGAAGGACAAUGGAGGAGCCGCUAUAAUUACGAGCUAUACGAGAUGUACGGCGACCUCACUGUCGUAGAGCGUAUCAAUCUCGCCAGGCUCCGGUGGGAUGGCCAUGUUGUACGAAUGGAAACGGACGACCCAGCCCGUAAAGUCGUUUUAGGCUGUCCACGAGGACAGAGGAGGCGUGGUAGGCCCAAAUUGAGGUGGCAAGAUGGCGUGGAGGCGUCCGGCAUUAAGGCCGGGAUAACGGACUGGUAGACGAAGGAGCGAGACCGUGAGCGGUUUCGGACACUCCUGAGGCAGGCCAAGACCGCAAAGCGGUUGUAGCGCCGGAUAAGUAAGUAAUUUGGAAUAGCCAGAUUUGGACAGUGUUUACACUGUUUCUAGCCGAAUUUUUCGGUACUGCGAUGUUGCUUUUUGGUGGUUGCAUGGCUAGCAUAGACGGUUUUGACAACGUCACGUCAAACAUUAGUCGUGGAAUUACCUUUGGAAUGGUUGUUAUGAUGGCGUUUAUAACAUUUAGCGCCUCUUCAGGUGCAAUUAUUAAUCCGGUUGUGUCACUAGCAGCUUACAUCUUUGGUACAUUAUCGUUACAGUUAACGAUUUUAUAUAUUGUGGCUCAAUUCGCCGGGGCACUGUGUGGUUACGGACUAUUAAGAGCAGUCACACCAUGGCAAUAUUACCAACAAGCGCUGGAACACGGAAACGCCCACUGCGUCACAGUCCCUCAUCAAAGCCUAUCUUCUGGAAUGGCCCUUGCAGUGGAGAUAUUACUAACAGGCAUGUUAGUGUGGACGAAUUGUGGCGUCUGGGACCCGCGCAAUAAGAAGGACAGUGAUUCAGUUCCAGUUAAAUUUGCUUUUCUCAUUGCGGGGCUUUCAAUUGCCGGCGGGCCUAUUACCGGUGCCAGUAUGAAUCCCGCUCGGUCCUUGGCACCUGCAAUAUGGAAUCAUUACUACGAGGGACUUUGGAUUUAUUUUGCUGGACCUACGAUUGGUUCCAUAUUAAUGGUUACAAUAUAUCGGUAUAUUUUUCUUCAAAAAUGUAGUGAUACUUCGGAAAUGAUGUCCCCAUGCAAUUGCCAUCAUGAUACGGGGAAACAAGAUCCUCAUUCUUCUAAAAUUGUACCAUAAAGUCGGUCGUUACGAAUACCAUGUAGCCCCUAUUAAAGUGUCUGCUUUUGAAGAUAGCAUCAUUACGUCGGUGUAAGCUGUAAUAAAGGCAAACCUCUUUCAGGGUAAACAAAAGAUUAGGUAAACAAACCUAGCAGCAUUCAAAACUGACACGAUGUGCUAUCAGUAUAGGUAAAUUAAGCAUCGAAAAUUACCCCCGUUUGUCAGCAAAUUCUUUGAUUGGCCUUGUUAUCGGUAAAGAUAAGUUGAUUGUUCAGUACGCCUAGUCUGUGCAAUGUCAUAGUAGGCCAGUUAGCAUUCUGCGUCUUUCCGACUCGGUUAUUCCAUUUGUGAUGUAUAUAACGUUUCCACUCUCAUACCGAUUAACGCCAAAGUACCCUUAUGAAGCACUGCAUCCAAUAAAAAAACCAGAUCGAAAGUGAA
Molecule: messenger RNA, 4325 nt
Organism: Anopheles gambiae (African malaria mosquito)
Lineage: Eukaryota; Metazoa; Arthropoda; Insecta; Diptera; Culicidae
Product: aquaporin AQPAn.G-like
Exons: 4
Coding region: 3177-3902 (241 amino acids)
Biological process (GO): transmembrane transport
Cellular component (GO): plasma membrane
Molecular function (GO): water channel activity
Source: RefSeq, a predicted model, not a curated record